UAUAAAAUCGGUGACUCAUUGUUAUAUUUAUCCUGAUACCAGAUUCAAAUUGACGCAACUCUAACAAUUGUGAGAAUAUCAGAGGGAUUGUGCUUGUCAUUAUUGGGAAGUUUGUUCCAUAUCACUCUGCUACCCUGAACAUCGCGGUAAGAUGUUGUACACAGUCUCGGAGACAAGAGAAAGGAGAAGAACAGACAGACAGGUCAUCAUUAUGUUUGCGUUGAGCGGUUGAGGAACGUGAGAGACGAGGUUUGGAGAGCUGCGAAGCUGGCGCCGAUCUGCAGGGGGAAAGUCAUUCGCUUUGCAGUAGAAUUGAGCAAGCGCGACAGGGAUGCCGGUGCGAAGCUGUGGCCACAAGUCGACGAGGCAAGACGCAGGUGGUAAAAGCAUUCUUUCGCCAGGGGUUUGCUGUCAUUGACCGCCGCAGGGUGGAGGAACGUGACUGACUGAUUCACGCUUUACGAGUUAAAGCCAUAUACUUUUUCAACUGGAUCGUCAGCCUACUGACUAAGCCAUGACCCAAACCAGCAUGUCCCGUGAGGAGGCCUACUCUGCCCUGAUGAGGGGGGUAAAGGAGCUGGACCUCAACGGGCCAAACAUACCCAGCAACUUAGUACUGAUUGGCGACCAAGCCUUCCCACUGGCCAUGAACGCUUGUGGCCAGGUCCUGAUGGCUGCCUCAUUCUACGGCCGAGGCCGGGUGGUGGUGCUGGGCCACGAGGGCUACCUCACCGCCUUUCCUACCCUAGUGGAGAAUGCCCUAACCUGGCUGACAGGCUCCUCCUGUGACAGCACUACCGUCGGCGUCCAUCAGAGCUGUAAGGCCGUAGCCGACAACCUCAGCCACUCCAGCCUCCAACCCAAGGUGGGGGGCUUCUGCAAGGGUCUAGGAGUGUAUGUGACAGAUGCGUACUGCGUGGGCCCAGAGGUGAAGGAGCUGGUGGGGUUCCUGAAGGUGGGGGGCGGGCUGCUGAUUGCUGGUCAGGCGUGUAGCUGGGCGGAGGAACACCCCAAACAGAACACCCUGCUGCGUUUCCCUGGGAACAAGGUGUCAAGCGUGGCUGGCAUCUACUUCUCGGAGCACCUUGGGGGGCUGGGUACUCUCCCUGUGCCUCCACAGAUCCCUUCCAACUGGCUGUCUGUGGUGAUAGGCAAGGACUUCAAGGAUGACCUGGAGUUCCUGCUGGAGGGCGUGACUGAGUUUGAUAUCCAGGGCGAGUCUAUUUUCUCAGAGGUGCUGGUACACGGCCCUCUCGCAUUCCCCAUCGGCACCACAAAGGACGGCAGGGCCUUUCUGGCUGGGGCAUACUACGGCCAGGGCCGAGUCAUCGUGAUCACCCACGAGGGAUACUUGGGCCGAGAGCAGAUGUACCCCUUCAUGCUCAAUGCCGUGCGCUGGUUAGACGAGGGCCGUAAUGGCUUGGUAGGUGUCCUGCCCCAGCUCAACUCCGCCCACACCCUGCUGAGCAAGUCAGGCCUGCCCUGUAAGAGGAGCGGCUUCAGGAAGGAGCUUAGCGUCUACGUCUGCACCUCCUACAGCGACGCCCAGGCCGAUGAAAUCCAAGACUUUGUAGCCGAGGGUGGGGGUCUGCUGAUCGGGGGCCAUGCAUGGUACUGGGCCCAGUCAAAUCCGGACCACAACACCAUGACAGAGUACGCAGGCAACCACAUCCUCAACAAGAUGGGCCUCAGCCUGUUGGGGAACACUCUGGAUGCAGGCUGCUACAAGGCCCCAGUCCCGGGUCAGACCUGCUCCGAGGGCUUCCACUUCCGCCACCUGCUGCGCCGCUUUGCCGGACACGUGAUCCAGGGCGAGACACUGACAGAGCAUGAGGAGGCGGGUUUGAAGAAGCUUGGCAGCGACUGCACCAAUUACCUGCACAUGCGGGCGCACGACUGUGCCUCGUACACCUCGGUGCUGGCCAUGCUCACCGAUGUGCUGAAGGAGACAGGCAUCCCCCAGGUGUGCCACAGCUGCCCGGUGAUAAGCGCCAAGGACCACCUGCUGCUCAGUGUAGGCACGCAGGUGUACAAGGUGUGCCAGGACCCAGACGCCCUACUGCCUUACCUGAUCAAGGACCAGCCCAUGAUGCCCGCCUUGUCCAAUUCCAGGGUUAGGAUCAACUGUAAUACAGCAGGAGGAGAGGAGUGGCUCAGCACUGGUCUGUUCCUUUCCCCUGGGAUGAGGACGUACAUGGCCAUGCCACCACAACUCGUCAACCAGGGCUGGAAGGUCCAGAUAGGCUGUCAGACUGACAACAUUGGGAAUUCGAACGAGCUGAGGCGAGCGCCAGUGGUUCAUGAACGCUUCCCCAUAGACUCAGAGAUGAUGCAGGUGUGGAACCUGUGGGGCGGCCUCCUCUAUCUCAUCGCCCCUCCUAAGACCCAGGUGGAGGGGGUGGAGGUCAUCAUUCAGGGGGCUGUGCCGGCCCCCUAUUACAAGACUGGACCUGAGCCCUAG
Messenger RNA from Oncorhynchus gorbuscha (pink salmon), 2461 nucleotides. Its product is annotated as TRPM8 channel-associated factor homolog. Bases 515 to 2461 code for a protein of 648 amino acids. The transcript has 6 exons. The record is from RefSeq and is a predicted model, not a curated record. NCBI's taxonomy places the organism in Eukaryota, Metazoa, Chordata, Actinopteri, Salmoniformes, Salmonidae.